Acanthamoeba castellanii str. Neff is the source of this 1104-nucleotide messenger RNA. Its product is annotated as nucleosome assembly protein family. Bases 1 to 1104 code for a protein of 367 amino acids. Gene Ontology annotation, cellular component: chromatin; nucleus. Gene Ontology annotation, biological process: nucleosome assembly. Gene Ontology annotation, molecular function: histone binding; chromatin binding. The record is from RefSeq and is a predicted model, not a curated record. Lineage: Eukaryota; Discosea; Longamoebia; Acanthamoebidae. The transcript has 3 exons.
AUGGGAGACAAGCAGCAGCCGACUUUCGAUUUCAGCAAGCUCAACUUUGAUCUCUCCGGCGGCGGCGCUGGCGGAUUCAACCUCCAGGGCGCGCUUCAGGGCCUGCAGAGCCAGCUCGGCGCGCUGGGCAUGAUUGGCGCCGACUCCGGCUACUUCCAGACCCUGCCUAAGGCCGUGCAGCGCCGAGUCCGCGCUCUCCGCAACCUCGACCGCGAGUACGAGAAGAUUGAGGAGGAGUUCGAGAAGGAGCUGAAGGCCCUCGAGCUCAAGUACCACAAGGAGCAGUUCACCCCUCUCUACCAGAAGCGAGCGGCCAUCAUCAACGGUAAGGUUGAGCCCACCGACGAGGAGGCCAAGGAGGAGUCCGAUGAUGAGGAGGAAGAUGCCGAGCCCAAGAUCCAGGAGAUCAAGGAGGAGAAGAAGGAUGAGGAAGUAAAGGAAGAGACCGAGGAGGAGAAGAACGUCGUCGGUGUGCCCGAGUUCUGGCUCACCGCUCUCAAGCACCACGAGAUGCUCGACUCGGCCAUCUCCGAGAAGGACGAGGAGGCCCUCAAGUACCUCACCGACAUCACGCAGGACCCCGUCGAGGAGGAGGCCGGCAGCUUCACCCUCAAGUUCCACUUCAGGGAGAACCCCUUCUUCACCAACGAGGUCAUCAGCAAGACCUACCACCUCGACGGUGACGGCGAGGAGGGUGACGAGGUUGUCUGCGAGAGCGUCGACAGCACUCAGAUCAACUGGAAGGAGGGCCAGGACCUGACCCAGGGCGUCAAGAAGAGCUUCGGCCCCGGUGGCUCGUUCUUCAACUUCUUCGCCCCGCCCGAGGUCAAGCAGGGCAAGCAGCCCUCGCCUCAGAUCGUGAGCAUGAUGGAGCUCGACUUCGAGAUGGCCGUGUCGCUCAAGGAGGAGAUCAUCAAGCACGCCGUGCACUGGUUCACCGGUGACGCCAGCGUCGAUGGCUUCGGUGGCGAUGAUGGUGAGGAGGACGAUGAGGAUGGCGAGUUCGGUGGUGAGGGUGAUGAGGAUGACGAUGAUGACGAGGAGGACGGUGAGUUCGCCCCGCCUGAGGGUGGUGAGGGCAAGCCCGAGUGCAAGCAGCAGUAA